Erpetoichthys calabaricus (reedfish) is the source of this 3055-nucleotide messenger RNA. RefSeq names its product cell division cycle 37-like 1 (gene cdc37l1). Gene Ontology annotation, cellular component: cytoplasm. NCBI's taxonomy places the organism in Eukaryota, Metazoa, Chordata, Cladistia, Polypteriformes, Polypteridae. The transcript has 7 exons. Gene Ontology annotation, molecular function: protein-folding chaperone binding; heat shock protein binding. The record is from RefSeq and is a predicted model, not a curated record. Gene Ontology annotation, biological process: protein stabilization; protein folding. Bases 170 to 1147 code for a protein of 325 amino acids.
UGGCCAUAACACAUGUCACGUGACGGACAACCCACGACUCAGCGGAAUGGUGGCUUGAAAGUUAGUGCCCCUUUUUAUUAUUUAUAACAGACAUAUUGUAAUAUGCCUACAGUUAAUACAGACAACGGCGGCAUUUGAUGAGCCUCAAGCAGGAAAGAACUGCGAAAGUAUGAACUAUCAUAACUGGCGCUGCGGAGGAGCCACGAUCCCGGAGGAUGAGGGAUCGGUUUCUCAGGCUUUCUUAUGUCCGCAGGCGUCUGCUGACAAUAUGGAACUUACAUUUAAAAGUAAUGUGCAGUGCAGUACAAGUUCAAUUGAAUCUAAAUGGCAGCUUGCUGAGGCCCAGCAAACGUUAUGCAAUCUUGGAUUGCAUAAUUGUGAAUCAGAUGAGCAAGAACGAGCAACUGCCCAAGUGGGUUCUUCUGAGCUGAACCAAACAGUAGAGGAAUGGAGACAAAAAGAGAAUAUGUUGAGAUGGGAAGGAAAAUCAAGUUCACCUACGAGUGAAAUGUUAUUCAAGGAAGUGUUCAAUAAGAGCCUUAUUAACGUUCACAAUGGAAAUAGUACAAGAAGUGAAGAAACCAAAACUGAAGGUUUUGUGCAAAAAUAUGAAAGCCAGAUUCAGUAUUUUGGCAUGCUGCGGCGAUGGGAAGAUAGUCAGAGAUACCUCUCUGAUAAUCCUCACCUUGUUUGUGAUGAGACUACCAAUUAUUUAAUUCUCUGGUGUUUCCACUUGCAAGCAGAGAAGAAAGAAGCAUUGAUGGAUCAAGUGGCACACCAAGCUGUAGUGAUGCAGUUUAUUUUGGAAAUGGCUAAAAGCCACAAAGUUGACCCUAGGAGUUUCUUCAGAUACUUCUUCCAAAAAGCAAGAGAAAGAGAUGGAAGUUAUCUGGAAGCUUUUAAGAGUGAGUUGGACUCUUUUAAAUGGCGACUUAAGGAGAAUGAAUUGAAGGGCAGGCCAUCAAGUUUAGAAGAUCGGCAGCAGCUUGGCUAUGGUUGCUUGGAUUCAAAACAAGUCCUUAAUUCUCUACCAACAGUUGCAGAACACUAUGUAAGGAGCUGUGAAGGUGCAGGACUGUGGAUUUCUCCAGAGAGAGAUUUAAAAGCAAAAUCUAGUGAUGAAUCCAGAUGGAUGGAAACUUCGUAGCAGAAAAUUCUAUUUUGCAUUGUGUCAAAGAGAAAUUGUGAAAAAAUAUUUUUUUGCUAUUUUUUUAUUUUGAUUGGUAUGCACCUGUAUAAGUGCUGCACUUUAUAUUACUCAUACUGUAAACCUUGAAUACUGUAUCUUCUUGCUCUAAAAGAAGAGAUUAGUAAGGGCUGGACUGUGUGUUUCCAGUGAAAAUAUUAGCAGUAUGUUAUGUUCUUUGUGUACUGGUAGUAAUGGUCCAUUUACCCACCAAACCAACACAUGUGCAGUAUUCUCUUUAUUUUUUAUUUACAGGUAUUCGUCUGCUCUGUUGUAGUCUACUUUACAAAAAGAUUUGUUUUGUUUUUUAAGGAAGGUUUAAGGAAUGUUUUGUUUAGAAAUCUUUAUUUGAUUUUUGUCAUAAAUCUAAUCUGUAUUUUACUUUUAAAACAACAAGUUUUCAUUUUAGAAUAAAGACAGGUUGGCAAAGAAAAUAAUUAUUAUAAUAAUAAUGAUAAUUAUUACCCUAAGUUCUUGUCUAUAAGCCGCGGCUUAUCUAAGGAAAAAAGUUGUGAAAAUGAAAAAAUAGAAUAUCGGCUUAUACAUAAGUCCGGCUUAUACAUCCAUCGCGGGGGUUGCGUUCCAGAGCCACCCGCGAAAUAAGAAAAUCCGCGAAGUAGAAACCAUAUGUUUAUAUGGUUAUUUUUAUAUUGUCAUGCUUGGGUCACAGAUUUGCGCAGAAACACAGGAGGUUGUAGAGAAACAGGAACGUUAUUCAAACACUGCAAACAAACAUUUGUCUCUUUUUCAAAAGUUUAAACUGUGCUCCAUGACAAGACAGAGAUGACAGUUCCGUCUCACAAUUAAAAGAAUGCAAACAUAUCUUCCUCUUCAAAGGAGUGAAGCAAACAAAUCAAUAUGUCUGUUUGGCUUUUAAGUAUGCGAAGCACCGCGGCACAAAGCUGUUGAAGGCGGCAGCUCACACCCCCUCCGUCAGGAGCAGGAAGAGGGAGAGAGACAGAGACAGAGUUUGUUUUUCAGUCAAAAAUCAAUACGUGCCCUUCGAGCUUUUAAGUAUGUGAAGCACUGUGCAGCAUGUCUUUUCAGGAAUCAGCUUUACAAAAGAUAGCAACGUGAAGAUAAUCUUUCAGCAUUUUUAGACGACCGUCCGUAUGGUCUAGGUGUGCAAACAGCCCCCCUGCUCAAUCCCCAUACGUCAGGAUCACAGAUAGUCAGCGCAAGAGAGACAGAGAAAAGUAAGUUGGGUAGCUUCUCAGCCAUCUGCCAAUAGCAUCCCUUGUAUGAAAUCAACUGGGCAAACCAACUGAGGAAGCAUGUACCAGAAAUUAAAAGACCCAUUGUCCACAGAAAUCCGCGAACCAGCAAAAAAUCCGCGAUAUAUAUUUAAAUAUGCUUACAUAUAAAAUCACAAUUUAAAUGACCGCUACGCACGCGUGUUGACUCGGCGACGCCCAGAGCAGAAAGAACGCGCUCCGGCCGCUCCAACCGCGCCAUGCGGGGAGUGAGAGAGACGCCAAUAUCUCACACUCUCUCCCCCCUUAAAGAAAUUAAAUGGGUGCGAGUGAGACCACUGACCUCCCUCCCUUCUAUUAGUUAUAGGUUAUAGUACGUUCGGCUUAUCCAUGAGUCCGGCUUAUCUAUGAUACGAUUUUAUUUUAAAAAUUCGUAUGAUUUUUGGUCUCCGGCUUAUACAUGAGUCCGGCUUAUAGACAAGAACCUAGGGUAUAAUAAUAAUUAUGUAAAUUGUUCUUUUAAAGUAUAAAUGUAUAUUGGUGAAAUAAUAUAUCCUAGCAAAGUAUCACUUCCUAUCAUUUGAAGAAAUCUUAGUUUAAAUUUUCACAUAGAAAGGUAGAAUGCAUGUUUUUUUAUUUGCUAUUUCAUCAACAUAAAUGCCUUCAUGAAAUUCUG